UGUUAGUCGAUGCUAUUUCGACGUGAAAAUAGUGGGGCGUCUCUCUAUUUCGGUCGAACGAGCCAGGGCCGUUCAGUCUACGGCCUGGCUUCCUCACCAGGAGGCCGCGGGUCCGAAUUUCCCAUUUCCAUCGUUGCGAGGCAAGGGAAAACCGCGCUCGAGACUAGCUGCAGCGAGAGAAACCCGCGUGGGUCAGGCUGCCCGCCGGUUCUCAGCGAUCCUUGGGCCCCGUUUCAGUGAGCCACGCGAUCCAAAUGCUCGGAUAGAAGGCAAGACAAAGCUAUCGACUCUGGAACCAGUUCGAGCUCUCGACCGUGAACUUGCGAGACUUUGGAAAGGAAGGAUUGCGAGCGAAGAUGUUGUGGUCGGAGCCUGACGAGGAGGAAGAGGCGCUACUAUGUAGCCCUGCUCUCAUGGCCAGGAGGGCCUCGGAGUCGUGGAUCGUCGCACCUCCCGUGGAGGCGAUGCCCGCGGCGGCAGUGUCCCUUCAACGAAAGAAAUCACUGCCGGAUGUGGCUCAACCUAUUCAGUUGACGGCAACGGCACCGCUAUCCAGGGAGGAAGUCAGUGUCCUGAGCAGCAUGAGGAGAGAGGAGAUCCGCAGGCAGAUCGACGAGAGCGAAAGACUCAGGGCCAAUCCUCUGCUGUACCUGGUCAGUCCACAGGUUAAAGACUGGUUCUCUCGGCAGCAGCUGGUGAUGCUGGUGGUGUUCAUCAACAUAUCCUUAGGCCUGAUGUUCUUCAAGCUGCUGACGUAGCAGCUAGCCGACGAUUGGGUUCACGGGCUCGUGGUGGACGUGACCUGAGACCCGGGCGCGCCGCGACGCCCCGUGUCGUCACCGAAUACCAGGAUUAAAACGAUAAACAGGGGGCCGCGAUCGCGUGUCCCCGUGACAAAAUCACGAAAAAUAAAACCGCUGAAAACGGCUUUCGAGCGAUCCAACUCGGUCCCACGGUGGUAAGGUUGGACAAAGGGAACGUUGGACCUCGAGGAUUCGCGUGGGACAGGAACGAGGCGAGGCGAAGAAGGCGACUUGGACGCAGAGAAGAAUUUUUGUUGUCGAAUAUCCGGGACCGACAGGAACGGACGAAUUCGUCGUCGAGGUCGUUUGGGAUCAUUCGAGGAUGAUUCGUCGACGCGAUUCGAUUUGGCAGGACCUCCUCUGGCGAGGGUGCAAGACACGUCCGGUUUGUCAGGAUGGGAGGGACGAUGGAAGAGAGAAGAAUAUGGCUGGUUUUUUCUCGGACAGGGUACCGGCGUGGUACCCUGGCGCAUGUAUCGUAUAUAUUUUUACACCGAAUAUUUUAAUAAUAAUAAUAUUAAUAUUUGUAAGGGCGCGAUCGCGUGCCGGGGAUGACGGGACCGAUCGCGCUCUAGAACACGGUGCGCACACACGAAUCUCUCUACACUUUUCCUGUUCUUUCUCGACGGUCGACUCGAGCGCGGACACCGGGAACGACUUUUAUACGCGAAGCUAUAGAGCAAGCUAGAUUUAGCGUGAAACAUUUUUGCACGUGGAAACUUGUCCGAGCGGGGAACGCGGGGACGAUCGAACAUAUUUUUCAAAACCCGUUUUAAACCCCCGAUCGAUCGCGGGGUGUGUCGUAUAUGACGUUUCAGACGUAGACUCGCCGUGGACAAGUCGGACCGAGGCACGUUUGACGAUGGGUUAGAAUUUCUACGCAAUUGUUACGAUUUCUACGAAUUUCAUAGACGAACCGGAGUCACGUCGUUGUACGGUUAACGUUACGACGUAUCCAUGUGUUAUCGACGUGUCCAUGUAAUCGUAUGGGUGUUAUGUGGAUUAUCGGUAUAAAUGUAAUUGUAAUCGUGCAGAAUCCUGUGGGAUGAUCGCUUCGUUCGCGAAGCCUUUGCGUGUAGCCUUUGCCUUCCACGUCGAACUGUACAUAAGACACUUCUCCCCCCACCCUCACCGAUUUUUAUACACGCGUUAGGAUCGAGGAUCGUGCGUUGUUGCGUCGAUCGUUGCGACGCGAUCGGAGUGUAUUUUUUUUUUUCUUAUUUUCCUUCUCCCGAUCCGAGAAUCGUGCGAGGAAAAGAAUGAAAACAUCGACUUCGGAUCGUGGCGGUGAAGGUCACGAUAAAGCGUUGCGCUUAUCUCUGUCGUUGCAGCGUAAUUGUAUCGUUUCGAAGGAAAAAUAGGGAAGAAUGGAAUCGGUGAUGAGAAAAGUCUCGAACGGCUAUAUGGAAAAACCUGUUUGACAUUUGCGAGAAAGGGAAAUUCUUGGAAAAAUCGAAUUUCCCUUGUUAGGGCGCGCACGAUUCGAAAGCCAGCCUAGAGAAGAGCCUUUGUAUUUGCACGGCGGAUAUUUCGUCGGUGUGGUCGUGCACAAUUUUUGCAAAUUAACGCAGUGUAGGUUUAAAUCCAUCGACGAGAAGGCGACGUCGUGUCGUUGUGACGUUCGCUGGAUUAACGAAGUUUUUACAAGGAAAAUUACUCGCAUCAAUUUUUCGGCCGUUUCCCUAUGGAAUCCUCUUCGAUAAGCGGAAGAGAAGGCGAAACCGUAGAAGAAAUUGUCUUUGCGCGACGUAGAUCGCGCGCACGUCGAUCAUUUUUUCACGCGGUGGUACGGAGGUAUACUUGGAUCAUCGCGAUCGAGGAUCGACCUCCCUGCGCUCGAGCGAUCGCAUUUUUCUAGCCUCAGGCAUAGCUUGUACACCUAGACGAAUUUGUAAAUAAAAGAGAAGAGCGUUAUAUAGAUCGCGACCGUCACGAUUGAUCGAAGGGCCGAAGAUAAUUGGCAGCCGCCAUGAUGACGCGUCGCGUUGCUACGAAGGUAGACGGCCGGCUAAUAAACCGUUUCGAAGCUAUUUUUCCAAAGAAGAAAAGACUCGCUAUUUUCAUCCUACGCUGAUUAAUAUACACAUAUAUAUUUUCCUCUUUGUACCUACACGCUAGCACUUUCACGUGCCAUCUCGAGUACUUACUUGGCAACUGUUAGGAUGAAAAUAGGCAAAACGCUCACGCGCGUGACGAAUUUCUUGCGAAUCGAAAUGCGUACGAUGCUCGAACCGCCUUGUCUUUGUCCCGGCGUCGUGCAUCGAGCCAUGAUUUCGAGGAUUAAUUUUCAUUUCUGCGCCCGAGUCGAGGUAAACGGGGGGUAAUCGGAUUGGCAACGGGGCCGGGGGGCGGAGAGGACGAAGACAAACGGUGACCGGGCAUCUUAGGAACGAAA
Messenger RNA from Eufriesea mexicana, 3198 nucleotides. RefSeq lists its product as uncharacterized. The record is from RefSeq and is a predicted model, not a curated record. The transcript is spliced from 3 exons. Bases 357 to 758 code for a protein of 133 amino acids. NCBI's taxonomy places the organism in Eukaryota, Metazoa, Arthropoda, Insecta, Hymenoptera, Apidae.